CAGCACUGUGAGCUAAUAUCGGAACCAUCUGCGUCAAACUAUUAAACAGCCUAAAGUCCAUGAAACUAGCAGUCUUCAAUCGUCAAUGGCACUUGCAUGUAUGCAUUAAUUACCAAUUGAUUAUCGACGACGUCAGUGUUUAUGUUUUGUACGAGUUUAUGGCUAUUCUAUUUGGAUGAUAAUUUUAAGACUAGCACAUUCCUGCGUGGAAGAAGAAUACUUUAAAUAUAAUAAUAAUUAUAACAAAACACUGCACAUUACUUGACAUGAGCAUAAUGAGUAACGCUGCGCUACUUAACCUGCAAAAAGAAGUCGAUGUCAUCCAAAACGGUGACAAUUUACCCGAGAGCAGUCAUGUUGUGACAGCAGAGUUCACGGGCGAGUAUGAGCCAAAUGAUGUCAGUUACUGCGAAGAAAUUAUCAUCUGCGACACAUCGGCAGAUAAUAUGGACAAUGAGAAUGAUCAAGUGUCGAAUGAAAUCGAAUGCCUCGAUCCUUUGCACAUUCCAACCGAGCUUGAAGUUCCGGUACAAAAUUGAUGACCAAUUCACCGAUGGUGACUAUAGAAGGAAACGACCCCAAAACGACAAGGUACGUUUGGGGUGGUCACAUAUACACAAGGGAAGGAGAUUCAACAUCGUUCAUUUGCUGUAAUCGACAAGUCAAUCAAUGUAAAGGUAGAGUUCUAGUGAGAAAUGGCACGGCUGACGAAGUUGAGCCACACAAGCAUUCGAGAAUCAUGAGCAAGAUCUUUGCAGCCGAAAUAGCAAAGAAGUCAAUGCUCAUGAGGGCAAAAUCUCAACUUUCGGUCAGUCUUCGCACCAUUUAUGACGAUGCUUACAAGAGAACACCUGCGCUGACCUCGUUUUACAGUUAUGAGGCCAUGAUGAAAUUAAUGAUGAAAGCCAGGUAUGGGACGUAUGCAUGCCACGAGCCGAUACACAGGGUGAAUUUUGAUAUUGACUGGGCAAAAGACUGGGCGGAAGAGGUCCCGGGACGAAAGCCAAAAAUAUUAUGCAAGAUGUGCCAAGAGUACAUCUUUUCUCCAUCGUCAUCUAAGUUGAUUCGUCAUCUUCAUUCCAAGUUACACACCACUAAUGCAGCAAAGCUUACGGAUGUUUCAAAAAAACAAAAGAGAAGGCGCCUAGAUAACUCGGAUUCCACAGAUAACGACGAAAUACUGAAAAGACCGAAGAUGGCCGACAGUCCGGUGUUUGAAAAAGACCUCAAAGUCGUCGUAGAGCCACCGCAACAGAAACGCAAAGAAGAUCUCAAAAACGCAGAUCAGAAAAAUUUACAUAAUAUAGCCGUAAGAAGACAAGAGUUCAUCGAUCAUCUGCUAUUUGUAAAAGAUCCUGUAGAGCCACUGCACCAGAAACGAAAAGAAGAUUCCAAAAGCACGGACCGGCAAAUUUCACAAAAUAAGCGCCGGGAUGAUGCUGACGGCCCGUCUCGUUAUCCGAUAAUGAAGCAACAGGAGUUCGCCGAUCAUCUGGCAUUUGCAAAAGAUCUCGUCGAGCUACCGCAACAGAAACGCAAAGAAGAUCCCAAAAACGCGGAUCAGAAAAUUUUACUGAAAAAGCACCAAGACGAUGCUGACCACCUGAAUAAUAAUGAGAAAUUAAGGAAACAAGAGAUUGUAACUCAUCUGAUGCUUCCAAAAGAAUUCGUAGAGUUGCCGCAACAGAAACGCGAGAAUAGUCCCAAAAUUCCGGAGCAGAAAAUAGUAGAGAAAAAGCGGCAGAACGAUGCUUACAAUUCGAUUAAUUAUAAGAAAUUGAGGAGACAGGACACCGUCAAUCAUAUGGCAUUUGCAAAAGAUGUUUUAGAGCGACCGCAAGAAAAACGUGAGGAAAAUUUCAAAAACGUGGACCAGAAAAUUAUAGAGAAAAAGCGGCAGAACGGUGCCUACCCCCCGAUUAAUUAUGAUAAUUUAAGGAGAUACGACAUCGUCAAUCAUAUGGCGUUUGCGGAAAAACUCGUAGAUCCACUGCAACAGAAACGCGUGGAAAAUCCCAAAAACGGGGAUAAGAAAACUAUAGAGAAUAUGCACGAGGACGAUGCUGACCGCCGGAUUAAUUAUGAGAAAUUUAGGACACAGGAGAUCGUCGAUCGUAUGAAGUUUGCAAAAGACUUUGUGGAGCAAACACAACAGAAACGCGAGCAAAAUCCCAAAAGCAAUGACCAGAAAAUUUUAGAGAAUAAGCACCGGAACGAUGCUGAUAACCCGAUUAAUUACGAGAAAUCAGGGAGACAGGAGAUCGUCGUUCAUCCGACGUUUGCAAAAGAACUCGUAGAUUUGCCGCAACAGAAACGCGAGGAAAAUCCAAAAAACUUGAACGAGAAAAUUUUAGAGAAUAAGCACCGAAACGAUGCCAAUGACACGAUUAAUCAUAAGAGAUUAGGAAGACAGGAGAUCGUCGAUCAUUCGACAUUAGCAAAAGAACUGGUAGAUCCACCGCAACAGAAACACGAGGAAAAUAUCAACAACGAUAACCAGAAAAUUUUACAAAAAAAAUGCCUGGACGAUGCUAACCGCCGGAUUAAUGAUGAGAAAUUGAAGAGACGGGAGAUCGCCGAUCAUCCGACGUUCGGAAAAGAAGUCGUAGAUCCACCGCAACAGAAACGCGAGGAAAAUCGCAAAAACGAGGAUCCGAAAAUUUUACGAAAGAAGUGCCAGGAAGACGCGAAAUGCCCGAAUAUUUAUGUGAAAUUGAGAAGACAGGACAUCGCCGACUAUCUGGCGUAUAAAAAAAAACUGACAGCGCAACCGCAACAAGAACGCAAAGGAGAUCCCAAAAAAGCGAAACAGGAAAUUUUAGAGAAAGAGCACCGUGACGAGGCUAGCGGCACGAAAAACGAUGAGAAAUCAAAAGGAUCGAACAUCACCGACUGUCCGACGUCUGAAAAACAUCUCGUAGAGCCACCGCAACAGAAAAACCAAGAAGCUCCCAAAACCACGGACAAGAAAAUAUCGAUCGAGAGCCGCAUGCCACAAUCGACAUCGCAAAUCAAAAUUAAGACCGAAAAUAGUUCGGAACCUACGAUAUCCGCACAAGUUGAUCCGGACCAAAAUAUAUCGACGGAGAGCAGCACAGCGCAAUCGAUACCACAAAUCAAAAUCAAGACUGAAAAUAGUUCGAAACCUACGUUGUCCGUACAAGUUUUUGAACCCAGUACAGGUCAACCGUCAUCGGGGCUUGAUGUAACGUUACACAUGCUGGGAAAUGGCAUCUGGAAUUUUAUUGACAAAAAGAACACCGAUCGGUUCGGUAUAUGCAGUGAUUUCUCCUACGGUGAAAACGCAGAUGUCGGUUUCUACAAAUUGAACCUCGAUAUUUAUUCCUACUACACCGAACGGGGGCAAAAGUGUCUUUAUCCGUACAUCGAGAUACCUUUCGAAGUUGAAAACGCCAACGAGUCGUUCGAUUUUCGUAUCCAAUUGAGUCCUUUCGCAUACAACGUUUGUGGAAACUCGAAGAGUUGAACCGCUGCGCAAAGUCAUAGAAUUUUGAGAUUUAGCGGUGAGCAAAGGAUCGUCCAUUCAAACAAGACAUCUUUGAACGAGGUGACAAUGCUAAUAAAUCGCGAAAAACGAGCUUCCAAGACGAGUUUCACUCUCAUUUUGUGAACAAUCUGCGACGAUAGAGCUAUAUUAUUGAGCAAGGUGGGGAUACGGUCGAAGUACAGAGACUAGAGGCAACUAAAAAUAAAAAUUCUCUUGGCGUCGUGUAUCUGGGAUUGAAUUUUUGGAAAAAACGACGAGCUGGACAUUCUUAGAACAACGGUAACACGUCGCUGGCUGUGACUCAUUACGUUUCAAAUUUGCGCAAUACUCAGAUGACGUUUCUUUUAUUUAUUUUUGAAUGCUAACUAAAUUUUGAAUUCAUCCGAAUUUAUUGCCAAGUUCCUGGAUUUCAUUUCAAUUUCAUUAGCUUAUCCAGUUGUCAGACCUUUAAGCACCAAAUCAUUCAUUUUAUGACGUAUAAAAAUUGCCAGAACAAAAUAAGGUGAAAUUUGUCAGUAUUAGUAAAUAAUUUUUUCUCAACGUUGACGUCGCGUUGAAACGUACAUUUUAUUUUACUUUACGUAACAUUACGGUUAUCACGCAUAGCCGACAUUUGUUAGCAUACUCACACAGAGGUCUAUUUUAAUCGAUUAAUACGACUCGUGCGUGAGCGGUGCUGACUGAUACAAAUAUAAACUUUCGUCGUGUACGAAAAAAGUUGUCCAGUUGUGUACGUGCAAAGAAGCUCGUGCUCAUUUUUCCGACAGAUUUUACCCGACAUUAUACAUAUUGUGUUGGUUUUUUCGUAAGUUGAAAAAAUAUACUCUAAUUGCAAGAGUUUCACAGUUUCCUUGUUCAUUCAUCUUCCAACGCGUGCAUAACAAUUUGUAUACGCAAGAUGAUUACUCUAUUAUGAUACAUAUACAUCUAUUUUGCAGAAAGGUUGGCAAAUUUUAUUGCGAAAAUAUCUAAAGUUAAACGUAGCAAAGUUAUGAUACCGAGUAACGGGCCAAGUAGAAGACAAGUAGAAUAAACGUUCAGCCUAUUAAGAGAAAAA
Molecule: messenger RNA, 4565 nt
Organism: Neodiprion virginianus
Lineage: Eukaryota; Metazoa; Arthropoda; Insecta; Hymenoptera; Diprionidae
Exons: 10
Coding region: 539-3487 (982 amino acids)
Biological process (GO): purine nucleobase metabolic process
Source: RefSeq, a predicted model, not a curated record